This is a messenger RNA of Phaethon lepturus (White-tailed tropicbird), 1650 nucleotides long. RefSeq names its product Rho GTPase activating protein 18 (gene ARHGAP18). The annotation marks the transcript as partial. The transcript is spliced from 11 exons. Gene Ontology annotation, cellular component: cytoplasm. Gene Ontology annotation, molecular function: GTPase activator activity. Gene Ontology annotation, biological process: signal transduction; regulation of actin filament polymerization; regulation of small GTPase mediated signal transduction. NCBI's taxonomy places the organism in Eukaryota, Metazoa, Chordata, Aves, Phaethontiformes, Phaethontidae. The record is from RefSeq and is a predicted model, not a curated record.
AUGCUAACUGAUAGUUGCUUUUUGGUUUAUGUUCAUAGCCGUCGGUCUGGCCAGUAUACAAUGAACCAUGACCAUUCCAAGAAGACCCCCGAUGGAGCAUCGUUUGAUCGGUCAGGAUCCCAGGACUCCUUGGAUGAACUGUCUAUGGAUGACUACUGGAAAGAACUUGAAAACAUCCAUGCAACUAGAGGAAAUAACCAUGAGGAACGAGUAGCGCUUGUAGUGAAAGAGCCAGAUGAGGGAGAACUGGAAGAAGAAUGGCUGAAGGAGGCAGGUCUGUCAAAUCUGUUUGGCGAGAGCUCUGGUGACUCCCUGGAAAGCGUGGUGUUUCUGUCUACACUGACCCGAACCCAGAAGGCAGCAGUAGAAAAGCGAGUAGAGACUGUCACACAAACCAUGAGGAAAAAAAACAAACAGCACCAGAUUCCUGAUGUCAGAGACAUCUUCAGGUUACAAAAUGACUCAAAGGGAAAAGUCUGUGAUGAAAGUGAAUCCUCAACUGUGAGAACAGCUGAAAACAAAAAUGAAGCACAAGAUGAAACAAAAGGUCCAAAGUUCAGUCUUGGAAAGGAUGAGCAGAAGAGCUCACUUGAAGACAUGCCAUUUUCGGACACUGACAUCAAUUUGGAGAUACCAUUUGCAGAACAGGCAGCUAAUCUCAAAGAGAGUUCAGUAGGCAAAAUGUGCAAGGGUGGAGGGGGUGACACUCUUCUCCCGAAUUUCAGGCUGCCGAAGGACAAAACAGGUACCACAAAGAUUGGUGACCUGGCUCCUCAGGACAUGAAGAAAGUCUAUUCUUUAGCACUGAUUGAAUUAACUGCUCUCUAUGACAUACUCGGGACAGAAUUCAAGCAGCAAAAAGCUGUAAAAAUCAAAACCAAAGACUCUGGCUUGUUUGGUGUCCCACUGUCAGUUUUACUGGAACAGGAUCAGAAGAAGGUGCCAGGGACCAAGAUCCCAUUGAUUUUUCAGAAGCUCAUUGCCCAGAUAGAAGAGACAACUCUGGAAACAGAAGGACUUCUUAGAAUACCAGGAGUUGCAACAAGAGUAAAGAGUCUUUGCCAAGAACUGGAAGCAAAAUUUUAUGACGGGACUUUCAACUGGGAGAACGUAAAGCAACAUGAUGCAGCAAGUCUUUUAAAACUCUUCAUCCGUGAACUUCCUCAGCCACUCCUCACUGUAGAAUAUCUCAAAGCUUUCCAAGAUGUACAGAAUCUUCCAACGAAGAAGCAGCAACUGCAAGCUUUGAAUCUUUUGGUUCUCCUUCUGCCUGAAGCAAACAGAGACACUCUGAAGGUACUGCUUGAAUUCCUCCAAAGAGUAAUUGAUCAUCGAGACAAAAAUAAAAUGACGUUAAAGAAUGUUGCGAUGGUGAUGGCCCCAAACCUUUUCACGUUUCAUGGGCUUGGCUCAAAGACUAUUGAACAAAGCGAGUUUGUUAUGGCAGCUGGAACAGCAAAUGUCAUGCGCUUUAUGAUUCAGUACCAAAAACUUCUCUGGACAAUUCCUAAGUUUAUUGUUAACCAAGUGAGAAAACAAAACACUGAAAGCCAGAAGAAGGAGAAAAAGGACAAAGCUAUGAAGAAACUUCUGAAGAAGAUGGCAUAUGACCGGGAAAAGCAUGAGAAACAGGAGAAGACCCCUAAUGAU